Alternaria atra is the source of this 300-nucleotide messenger RNA. RefSeq lists its product as uncharacterized. The transcript has 4 exons. The coding region runs from base 1 to 300 and encodes 99 amino acids. The record is from RefSeq and is a predicted model, not a curated record. NCBI's taxonomy places the organism in Eukaryota, Fungi, Ascomycota, Dothideomycetes, Pleosporales, Pleosporaceae.
AUGCGCUCCGUAUCUGAAGCUGAGAAGCACUGGCGGCAGCUCGACGACUUCCACUCCCUGACCGACCUGAAGAUUCACGUGUCCGCGCACAAGGAACCCCAGAUCACCGCAGGACUCCGGUCCGUUUGUUGGAAGAUCUUCCUCGUCUUCAAGACGCUUGACCGCUCGUCAUGGCCUACCCACCUCAGCCAUUCGCGCAAGACAUACGAGUCUCUGCGGUCACACUACCUCCGCGCCAUACAGAACCCAGAUGAAUUCGAGUCUUCCGUCGACCCAUUGAGCGAGCUAUCAGAGUACUAA